UAAAGAAAGUGUAUUAGCAUAUAUAAAUAAAUGCAUUCUUUUGAAUACUUCCAUUGAUGCAAAAUGAAUGAGAGUAUAGAAUCUGCAGAUAAUACUGAUAUAAAAACCCAUAGCAAUAAUGCUGAUACAAUUUCAUCAACGCAGUCUUCUUCAUCAGAUUAUAUUACUGGUGAAGCCGAUGAUAGUUCGGAUAGUAAAGGACCAAUUCCCAACACACUGAAAUCAGUUGAAAAUCUCCUGUCUUUAAGCAAGGCGAUGGAUCAGGACUGCCUUCAUGAAAUGAUAAAUAAAUGUAAACAAAUGGUUUUACAAAGUGCAGAAUGUUCCGAAGAACGUAAAUGGCUAGUUAGACGUUUAAUAGAAUUAAGACUGAGAGCUCAAGAACUUCGUGAAACUUCAAAUGAAACUGUCUUACAAACAUGCGUAAUUUUGGGUCAUCAUUUCUCACCUCAAAAAUAUUACAUUGCUACUUCAGGAUCAGUUUAUUGUGAUCAUUGUAGCGGUGGAAUAUGGACUAUGCUACAGUCUUGGUACAUGUGCAAUGAUUGUGGAUUCUGUUGCCAUUUGAAGUGUAUGACCAAUAUCUGUAGAAUAUGCGUUCAUGUAAUUGCAAGUGAAGCAGGCGGCUAUACGUACACCAAGGAUAUAUGUCCCGAAAGAGGCCUAUCUGCGCAGGCAUAUAGAUGUGCAGAAUGCCAUACAAGAAUAGCGUUUACUAUCUCAAAAGGAUUAUCAUUAUCAUGUUUUGGCAGUCCUUUCAAGCAUUCAGAAUCUGGAUGGAUAGAGCCAAGAUUGUGUGACUACAGUGGCUUAUAUUAUUGUCAAAGAUGUCAUUGGAAUUCAUUGGCUGUUAUACCUGCAAGAAUUAUACGUAAUUGGGAUAUGGAACCUAGACGAGUUUGUCGUGCUGCUUUCCAACUUUUAGCUCUUCUAGAAAGUAAACCAGUCUUACUACUCGAAGAAUUAAAUAAAAAGUUAUUUACAUUAGUUCCAGAUUUAUCAUUGAUUAAGAGAUUACGAGAAGAACUGCAGAUGAUGAAGCAAUAUCUUGUUGUAUGCUCGGAAGCAAGUAAUCAAGGAUUACCAUGGAAAUCUGGGCUCAGAACUCAUAUGCUUGAAAGCAACAAUAACUAUUCGAUAAAAGAUCUAAUUGAUCUUCAAACUGGAGUUUUAAUGGAUGAAAUCCAGUUUGCUCAUAAUGCAAUGAGAAGCCAUAUAACUGAGACAUGCGAACUAUGUAAAGCAAGAGGUCAUCUAUGCGAGAUCUGUGGAAACGAUGAAAUUAUUUAUCCUUGGGAUGCGAGUGCUACGAAAUGUCGAAUAUGCUUGACGGUAUAUCAUCAUUUAUGUCGAUCUAAACGCAACAAACAUUGUCCAAAAUGUUUAAGAAUUCAACAACGGCAGUGCGUAUUUGAAGAUGAGAUCGUUAAUAAAGAUGACAAUGAUAAUAAAUGUAAAUGAAUUGCCCGAAGCAUCAUUUUUAAUAUUCAAAUUCAUAAAA
Messenger RNA from Ceratosolen solmsi marchali, 1501 nucleotides. It is a transcript of the gene DEF8, whose product is annotated as differentially expressed in FDCP 8 homolog. The record is from RefSeq and is a predicted model, not a curated record. The coding region runs from base 64 to 1461 and encodes 465 amino acids. The transcript is spliced from 7 exons. Lineage: Eukaryota; Metazoa; Arthropoda; Insecta; Hymenoptera; Agaonidae.